Messenger RNA from Ascochyta rabiei, 408 nucleotides. RefSeq lists its product as uncharacterized. Lineage: Eukaryota; Fungi; Ascomycota; Dothideomycetes; Pleosporales; Didymellaceae. The coding region runs from base 1 to 408 and encodes 135 amino acids. The record is from RefSeq and is a predicted model, not a curated record. The transcript is spliced from 3 exons.
AUGCGCAGUCUUCCACUUGCCAUCUUCUCGUCCCUCCUGGCCAGUGCACGGCUCGCGGUCGCCGACGACAUGAUAACCAAUCUUCGCAUCAAAGUGCAGCUGUUUGCAGCGCCAGCCUUCUUCUCCGAGGUAUCCGUGGACGCGUACAACAACCAGUGCUUGUCGCUCGAUAACAACUUAAUCGAUGGACGGGUACAAUCAAUCCUUGUGGGUGGACAUGAUGUCGCUGCGGUGCUCAGCAGGGACGACUACUGGUAUUGCCAGUUCUUCGACAACUACGACUGCAAGAGCGACAGAUCAGAUCAGUAUCUGACGUUUGCUGACGGAGUCAACAACCUGGCGAGCAUAGGUUGGGGAAUAAGCAUACACAGCUUGCGAUGCUGCAACCAGAAUCCCAGCAGCUCGUGA